Molecule: messenger RNA, 1071 nt
Organism: Desarmillaria tabescens
Lineage: Eukaryota; Fungi; Basidiomycota; Agaricomycetes; Agaricales; Physalacriaceae
Exons: 5
Source: RefSeq, a predicted model, not a curated record
AUGUUUCCCGCCAACAUUCAAGAGUUCUUGACAUCCCUUCCUAGGCCACCUCGACUGGGUCGGAAUGCGUCGAAAGGGACGGCAAUGGAGGCUUAUACAGCACAUAAUAUCUUGACGGUUCCUGAAGAUCAACCAAUCCUCAGCCGACUAGACCAUACGCUCAUUCCUAGACUGACACAGUUUAUCUCUUCGGUGGUCGUUGACUUCGAUAUUGGCGAUGUAUCUUGUCAGUCAAUGCUGCAGGGUCUCCAGCUUAUGCGAGCAUGUCGAAUCGAGGGCGAAAACAACGUGAGCCUCUACGGCGAAUAUUCUACCAGAGCAAUAGACCCUAUCGUUCAUGCUAUCGCAGAAGCUGCCCAUAUCGAUGGCGAAUUCACUCUUCAUCGUGAGCCUGUUACGGACCUCGUGUGGCCGCAGAAAUGCAGCUGUUUUACUUUCACGCUUGUCGGACAAGACGACGCGGUUAAGGAGCAAGAUAUUCGAGUCUGCUCUGAUGAGGAUACAGCGUACUCGUCGUUACUUUCGAGGGCAGAGGAACUCAGCCAGUCGAUUCGCCUAGACGUCACUAGGAAGCAAGAAGGUGCCGCUGCUAUGGCCAUCAACCUUGCAUCGCAGAUGAUUACUUCACGCGUAGAGUACGGCUUUUUUUUCCUGCGGCUCGCCCGGUCUACGGAUAUGUCUCGCCCAGGCCAUAUUCUACUACUGUCACCUGCAUUCAGACUGUCCGGAGAACCCCUUGUGCACCCUGACUCGAACAAAACGCUCACGCCAUUUCAAGUUAACAUUCAACCCCAGCCAUUCCUCGCCAUAGUCGUUGCAAUGAUAUUCUCCAAAUUGCUUCCUGGUCGCCGCGUCGCCGAUCCUCCUCCUGAUCUCUUGCGGCCUCAGUUAUCGGAGUCAAUACAAGAUACAGAUGUAGGCCAGAAAGAACCGAAAGGUAAUGAAGAAGACGACCAUGGCGAGGAUCAAGCAGAUCAAAGCGAUCUCCCAGCCGUUCCUUUACAAAUUGCGACGAAUGCGAUGAUAUUGCAGCAUCCAUGGCUACGGUCCACUGACAUACACCGUAUCUCU